AUAUCACAUCUUCUAUGGCGCGCAGUUUCCGGUUAUUGUGAAUUCCCAUUUGAACAAUACUAUCUCGUUAUUUAAAGAAACAUGGCGGCUGAUGACGUUGAUGACGUUACAAAAAAGUUAGAAGCUACAAAAGUUGGCGAAACGUUUGUCCUUAGUUUCAAAGGGAAAGGUUUAAAGCUCGACAAACGUGAAGAUGCCAAAGAAAUAGUUGAAGGCAUAGAGGCCUGCAAGGUUAUGACAGGGUUAAGUAUGGAGGGAAACACUAUGGGUAUAGAUGCAGCAGAAGCAAUAGCUGAGGCCCUGAAAAAACACCCAGAAUUCCAGAGAGCACUCUGGAGUGACAUGUUUACUGGAAGAUUAAAAACAGAAAUUCCACCAGCUUUGAAACAUCUGGGAGCUGCCAUGAUUGAAGCCAACGCCCAGCUGGUGGAACUGGAUCUCAGUGACAAUGCCUUCGGCCCUAAUGGUGUGGAGGGGAUUGUUACCUUACUGAAAAGCAAGACUUGUUACACUCUCAAAGAACUUAAGCUAAAUAACAACGGCCUUGGCACAACUGGUGGAAAGAUGUUGGCAAGCUGUUUAAUGGACUGCUACCAGUCAAGUAGUGCAGCAGGUACACCACUGGCUCUGAAGGUCUUCAUCUCUGGCCGAGGGAGAUUGGAGAAUGAUGGAUCAAAGGCUCUCUCAGAGGUUUUCAAGUUGAUGGGUUCACUUGAGGAAGUAGCCAUGCCCCAGAAUGGCAUCAACCAUGAGGGUAUUACAGCUCUGGCAGAGGCUUUCCAACACAACCCCAAUCUCAGAAUUCUCAACCUCAACGACAACACCUUCACAAUCAUUGGGGCAAAGUCCAUGGCUAAAGUUUUACCAAAAUUGCAAAAUCUUGAAGUAAUAAACUUUGGAGAUUGUUUAAUAAGGACAGACGGUGCGAAAUUAAUUGCUAAAGCAAUCACAGAUGGACACAAGAAGCUGAGGGAGCUGGUGCUUUCAGGAAAUGAGAUCAGUGCGCCGGGAGCCAGCAGAAUCACAGAGGCUGUGGAGAACAAGGACAAAUUGGAGAAGAUCGACCUUGAUUCAAAUAUGUUUGGAGAGGAGGGAGUCGAGCUGGUGAAGGCUGCCUUGGAAACCAUCGGGAAACUAGACAUUCUUGGAUCUCUCAGCGGUGAUGAAGGUUCAGAUGAUGAGGAUGAGGAGAACUAUGAUGACACAUACGAGGAGGAGAAUGUCCAGGAGGAGCAGGAAGGGGACGCAGUAGAUGACCCUGCCCUUGCUGUCAGAGGAAUGGCACUUACACCAAAACAGAAGUCAGUGAAUGUGAAGGACUUCCUAUCAUUUCCAUCUCCCACCAAACUUCACAGUUUUGGCAAAGAUCUGGCAACCUCAUUACGACAGGAACUUGGGAGUGACAUUCAAGACAUGGAUAAAACUGUCAGCACAUUAAUAAGGAUCAGCACAGUGGUCACAGAGGGGGAUGCCAAAUCUCUACAGGCAGUCUGCAACUGUGCAGAUGACAUAUUACAAGAGGUGUUUAAAUCUGGAGAUGACAAUACUGGGAUGAUGAUGGCAAAUGCUUAUCUUGUUUACAUGGGAAUACUGAAGGGUGAGGACAAAAAGUAUCGACCGCCCAACGACAUAUCAGGCCCUCUGCUAGUGCUUGAAAACAUAGUAAGACAGAGCUACUUUCCCAGGUCUGCCCGCACGAUCAUAGCUGCUUUCAUUGACAAGCCACAUCCUUUGCUCAACAAGUCGAUGGCCAUCAGAAGCAAACUAUUAUCAACACUGUAUGCAUUUUGAACAGGAUUGAAAAGAAGAAUAGUAAUUUGAUGAACAAUUUGGUGGCCAUAAAAAGCCAGCUUCUGUCAACUUUGAAUGGACUUUAAAUGAGAAAUGCCAGUGAAUUUGUUCUGGAAUUUUAGAUCAGAAAUGCAAGUAACUUUUGUCUUCAAAGUCUUGGACUUAAAGUGAAUAAAGCAAGUGACCUUGUAUAGGACUUUAAAUCAGAAAUGCAAGUUACUUUGUCUUGGGCUUUAAAUCAGAAAUGCAAUUUAUCUUA
Messenger RNA from Mya arenaria, 2050 nucleotides. Its product is annotated as ran GTPase-activating protein 1-like. Gene Ontology annotation, biological process: nucleocytoplasmic transport; activation of GTPase activity; signal transduction. The record is from RefSeq and is a predicted model, not a curated record. Gene Ontology annotation, cellular component: cytosol; nucleus; perinuclear region of cytoplasm. Gene Ontology annotation, molecular function: GTPase activator activity; small GTPase binding. The transcript has 17 exons. NCBI's taxonomy places the organism in Eukaryota, Metazoa, Mollusca, Bivalvia, Myida, Myidae. The coding region runs from base 82 to 1791 and encodes 569 amino acids.